Caretta caretta (loggerhead turtle) is the source of this 3687-nucleotide messenger RNA. RefSeq names its product thioredoxin domain containing 11 (gene TXNDC11). The record is from RefSeq and is a predicted model, not a curated record. NCBI's taxonomy places the organism in Eukaryota, Metazoa, Chordata, Testudines, Cheloniidae.
CCGUGGGCACCGCCAUACGCCCCCGGGUUCUGCAGCGACGCACCCCACAUCCAGCCCCCUGCGCGCUCCUAACGCCUUUCCCCUCCAUUUCUAUUGACCGAGGAGGCCUCAGUUGGGGCUGGGGGGCCCGUGCGGCUCCCUCCCCCACGAUCUCUCAGCGGUUCAGUCGCAGGCUCUGCGCUUGGCUAUAGGCAGGCCUCAGCCAGGCGCUCCCGCAGCGCAGGGCCGGGCCUGUGUGCGCCUAUUCUGGGGGCCUUGGCUGGCGGAGCCCGGGCCGGGGCGGGCGAGGAGACGUGGCGGCGUUGGGUUCGCUCGUGCGCGGCAGCCGCCCCCAGCCGUCCCGCCCCAGGAGCCCCUGACAGGCCGGGGGUAGGGAGACGUGUGCGAGCGCGAGCGGCCCGGCCUCGCUCGUCCGCCCCUCCCCGCCCCGGGCUGGGAGGUGAUGUCGUUAUGCGGAGGCUCCGGCCACUCCGCUGCCCCUCGGUCCCGUGCUGCCCAGAUGUCCCGGAGACCUGAGCUGCUGUGCGGAGCUGCGAUCGUGCUGGGCUGCGCCCUCCUGGUCACCCUCAAAGUCACCUGCAGCCGAGCAAAAGAUGUAACAAUGGCAGCGAAGGUUCCAGUUAAUUUCUUCUCCUCAAGAUCCCCAGUCCUUGAUCUUUUUCGGGGGCAACUGGACUACGCAGAUUACAUUCGCCAAGAUUCUGAAGUUGUACUGUAUUUUUUCUAUGCCCCAUGGUGUGGACAGUCCAUUGCAGCAAGGGAAGAAAUUGAACAAGUGGCAAGCAGAUUGGCAGACCAGGUGCUGUUUGUGGCAGUUAACUGCUGGUGGAACCAGGGGAAAUGCAGGAAACAGAAACAUUUCUUUUAUUUUCCUGUGAUAUAUUUGUACCAUCGGAGUUUUGGACCAAUUGAAUACAAAGGCCCUAUGAGUGCUGUUUAUAUUGAAAAGUUUGUUCGCCGGGUGAUGACACCACUACUCUACAUCUCGUCUCGAUCAAAAUUACUAGAUUUCCUCUCAUAUUAUGAGCCUGGAGUUCUAGGAUAUUUUGAGUUCAAUGCUUCACCUCAGCCUCCCGGUUAUUUGACAUUCUUCACAUCAGCAUUACAUUCAUUAAAGAAAGAUUACCUUGGAACAAUACACUUUGGAGUGAUCACGGAUAAACAAAUUGCAGAGGAGAUCUCGUUGACGCACUCAGGAAGUGUGUACCUUCAUAGACAUGUCAACACUUCGCUUAUCUAUUCAAGUGAAGUCAUGAACUACACAGCUGAGAAUAUUUGCAAGUGGGCUCUAGAAAACAGAGAGACAUUUAUACGUUGGUUGAGACCACAUGGAGGAAAAAGCCUUCUACUAAACAAUGAACUGAAGAAGGGACCAGCACUUUUCUUAUUUAUACCCUUCAAUCCCUUAGCAGAAAGUCAUCCUCUUUUAGAUGAAAUUACCAAAGUGGCCUUGGAAUACAACAACUGUAGUAAAAGCCAGGCAGCUGAACCUGUUCUUCAGCACUUGAAAGAUGCAAAUUCACCAGUUUUUGAGUCCAUUGUACCACAUGCGCAUACACAAGUUGCAGAAACAUCCUCCAUAACAAAGUACCCAUGCUGCAACACGGUGGUGCUCCCUCACUGGCACUCAAUCUCUAGGACUCACAAUGUCUGUGAGCUUUGUGUUAACCAGACGGUUGGGGUCAAACCAAGUAAAGUCAAUGUACCACAGUGUAACUUUUUAGAGAUAGAAGCAGCUUUGGACUCUUUCUACCUCAAGGAACAUACCUUUUUCCAAUUUGUAUCAAAUACCAUAGAAUGCAGCAAUUUCUUAAGUUUCUAUAGUCCUUUUAGCUACUACACUGCAUGUUGCAGGACAGUAAAUAGGGGUCUGAUAAAUGUAAUUAGUUCUGAAAAGACCAUAUUUCAGACCCCUAAAGUAGCAUUUUCUUCCCAUGGGAAGAAAGGUAAGGAUGAUACCCAACAUUCUAUUCCUCACAUUGAGGAUAGGAAUUAUUUUUCUCCUGACUUUCGCAUUAAUGGCACUCACAUUACUGGCCUGAGGUGCAGGACCAACAAGACCUUGAAUCUCUAUCUACUGGAUUCAAAUUUGUUUUGGAUGUAUGCAGAGAGACUCGGAGCAUCAAGAUCUACUCAUGUGAAGGAAUUUGCUGCCAUUGUUGACCUGAAGGAAGAGGCAAACUAUAUCUUGGAUCAGAAUCAAACACUUAUAAAAUCUACUCUAGAGAACUUCAUUCAAAACUUCAGCAUUCUCUACAGUCCCUUGAAAAGGCAUCUUGUUGGUGACUCUUCAGUUCAUUUUCCCGCACACCACGUAAUCACUGAAGUGACUACUAAUACCUUUCAUGAUGUGGUGGUUUUGAGUGAAAAGGAUGUCUUGCUGCUCUAUUAUGCGCAAUGGUGUGGAUUCUGUGCUUCUCUUAAUCAUAUCUUUAUCCAGCUAGCUCGACUUCUGCCUCCAAACAACUUCACUGUGGCAAGAAUUGAUGUUGCUCGAAAUGACCUUCCAUGGGAAUUUAUGGCAGAUCGUCUCCCAACCAUUUUGUUUUUUCCUUCUAACAGGAAGGAUGAGAGUGUGAAGUUUCCUGAAGAUUUUUCAGUUACUCUUCCUAAUCUGCUUAAAUUCAUUUUACAUUACUCAAGUCUACCUUCAGCUGCACCUGACUCAGAGCCCUGCACCAAAGAAUGUCCACAGAAAGAGAGUGUGUUACAGCAAGAGCAUAUCUCCCACUUAAGGAGUGAGAUUCAGAAAUUGAGAUCAGAAGUCAGUGCACUACACCAGGCUCAAGAUCAGCUGGAAGCCCAACUUUCUGAAGCCAGAAGAGAAGAACAUAAACUACAGCAGCAGAAGCAUACACUGGAAAAGCAGCACAGUAUUCUCCAGCUCCACAGUGAACAAUUACAGGCACUAUCUGAACAGAAGAACAGAGAAUUAGAAGAAAUGGCUGAGAAGCUUCAAGAAUUAGCAGAUGCAUCAGAAAACCUCCUUACAGAGAAUGCUUUACUAAAAGUCCUGCUAGCAUCAAUGGAGGGGAAGCUAGAGAACAAAGAUGAAACCAAGAAAUCCAUUCAGUCAGAGGAGACUCUUUCCACCCACAAUACUGGCCCAGUUCUAACUGCUAUAGACAGAUUACAUGAAAGAGAAAGGCUUGAUGUUUCCAAUAUUGAUACCACAGUGAUUGAGCAUAAAGAAAACAGGACAGAAUAAUUAUUUAUGCUAUGGGGGGGUUGGGGAAAAAAAAUCAGGAAUGACACUGCAUUGGGAAGGUAUUUAUGCAAAUUUUAUUUGUUGUAAAUAAAAUAUUUUCCAAUUGUCUAGAAAAAUCAAACCAGAAUUUCUGCAAUACUUCAAACAAUUUACCAGAUCUUGAAACCUAAAUGGAGAUAUGGAAAACACUUUCCACUUUGAUUGCACUAAUUUGAUAGCCAUUUUAUUAAUUUAACCUAGGUUAAAAACAGUAAAUUCCCAGGGAAAGCAGAGUGAAGCAUCUCCUACCAAAGGACCAAUUUUUGCACUGGCUUCUUCCCAUGUCUCCCAGAGGAAGUGUUCAUUUAGGAACUUUGACAAUAUAUACUUUUCUAAGAAACAGCUGAAGUUAGCCAUCUUCACUGCAUUUUGCCUUUGUUUACAGAAUUGGCUGGAAAUGAUGAAUUUGUUUAUUUAGUAAACUUGAAUGAAAAGUCAAA